CAUGGGAAGGGAGUUUGUGUAUUCUGUGUGUCUUGGAACCAGAAAGAUGCUCGAAAGAUUGCUUCAGCAGGAGCUGACAAUAAUUGUAUGGUCCAUCAUGCCGAUGGCUCUCUGAUACAGAGUUUCAAACACCCAGGAACUGUCUAUGGAUGUGAUUGGAACCCUUCGAAUGAAAAUAUCCUAGCCACUGCAUGUGAGGACAAACAGGUUCGGGUGUUCUACGUGGGAUCUAGCAAUUCUCAGCCCCUGAAGAUUUUAUCAGGGCACACACUCAAAGUGUUUCGAGUGAAGUGGUCCUUACUGAAAGAUGGGAUUCUUUGCAGUAGCUCUGAUGAUAAGUUAGUGUCUUGUGGUGAAACUAAUUACCGUCUGUCCUGUCAUCCAAGUCGUCCAUUUUUGCUUGCUUCGACCUCUCGAGACUCGACAGUGAGGCUGUGGUCACUUUUACCAUUAGCAUCUAUUCAGUUUUGGAAAGCUUUAUCUGGAAAACCAGUGUCUGAUUUUAUUGGUCUCCCAGCCGAGUCCACAAAAGAUCCCCUGAGUCCUGGACCUCUGUGUGGAAUAGCAUCUAAACAAUUGAAAGAUAACUUCCUCAAACAGAAACCAAAAGACAUGAUCUCAGCCUUACAGCUGUACACAGAACUAUUUGUGCCUCUUAAUGGAGUGACAAACAUGUGGGACCUUGUUAAAGUUGUGAAUAACUGGGAUGUGGCACAGCUUUCACCUCAAUAUAAGCAUGGCAUUGUUCACAAGAAACAUCUUACCAAGUUCAAGAUUUCUGAGGCCCAGGAACUGGAGUUGAUUAAAAUGACACGGUACGGAACAGGGGGUGUUGGAGCUAAGAGUAAAGAAGACUGUUUAUUGGAAGCAGCUAAUAAACAUCUGCUAGCAGGGAAUCUGCAACAUUAUUGUGAGCUCAAAAUAGAACUUGGAGAGGCACGCAAGGAUCUUAUUUCAGUCUGACGAUGACAAAGCUGUGCCUUAUCUAACAGCAAUAGGAAACACCCAACAACUGACGGAAUUUUUCCAAAAUCGAGGAAACUUGGAGGAAGCAUACAGUGUGGCAAUUACCGCUGAAGAAGGAACUUUUCCGUGUUUUAAUACCAAAAAACAAGACAACAGUGGUGCAGCAAAAAACAGACAUGAUGGAAA
Messenger RNA from Limulus polyphemus (Atlantic horseshoe crab), 1152 nucleotides. Its product is annotated as WD repeat-containing protein 17-like. The annotation marks the transcript as partial. Gene Ontology annotation, molecular function: protein binding. The transcript has 9 exons. The record is from RefSeq and is a predicted model, not a curated record. NCBI's taxonomy places the organism in Eukaryota, Metazoa, Arthropoda, Merostomata, Xiphosura, Limulidae.